Penicillium canariense is the source of this 195-nucleotide messenger RNA. RefSeq lists its product as uncharacterized. The transcript has a single exon. Lineage: Eukaryota; Fungi; Ascomycota; Eurotiomycetes; Eurotiales; Aspergillaceae. The coding region runs from base 1 to 195 and encodes 64 amino acids. The record is from RefSeq and is a predicted model, not a curated record.
AUGGGGGACAAUGUGCGACGAGCUGGACGGGCCAUGCUUCCUGGUGGUACUCUGGUCUUGAAGUACCUCUGGAUGUACAUCGUGCUUCAUCUGUUCCGGUCGCACGACCUCUCCCGACCAACUGGCCUGGGCAAUAUCGUCAUGGGCGAGAAAAAAAAUAUUGGGUGGAGCCGACACAAGUACGCUAGCGACUAG